Molecule: messenger RNA, 1987 nt
Organism: Solanum tuberosum (potato)
Lineage: Eukaryota; Viridiplantae; Streptophyta; Magnoliopsida; Solanales; Solanaceae
Product: amino acid transporter ANTL2-like
Exons: 1
Coding region: 323-1588 (421 amino acids)
Biological process (GO): neutral amino acid transport; amino acid transmembrane transport
Cellular component (GO): vacuolar membrane
Molecular function (GO): L-amino acid transmembrane transporter activity; neutral L-amino acid transmembrane transporter activity
Source: RefSeq, a predicted model, not a curated record
ACUACCUCUUACAACCGACCAUCUGUACUGUUUUCAUCAAAGUGAUACGAUUUCUUUUGGACAAGAAAAAAGCUUGUACAGAUUUUUCAGUUAACAAAUCUGGUCUUCUGCAAUUUUCUCUCACUUGGUUAGAAACUGCAGCCAUUUUCUCAUCUUUAAAACUCCCUCUUAACUCCACUACACACCAUUUUCUAACUCUCAAACAUUUUCUAACACUACUAUUUGAUCUGCAAAUCUACUAUUGAGUAGUUAAAAUCAAUAAAGUUUUGAUCUUUUCUGGUUUUUUGUACUUAAAAUUGGAUUCUUGAUUUCAUUUGGUGCAAUGGGGUUUGGUAAAAACAGAGCAAGUUCAUCUUCCCAUGUUUUGCGAAUCCCAAGAGAAGAUACACCACUUUUAGCAAACACCCAACACCUUUCUUCAUCCUCCAAAACUUUUGCUAAUGUUUUCAUAGCAGUAGUUGGAGCUGGAGUUCUUGGCCUUCCUUAUAGUUUCAAGAAAACAGGAUGGGUUAUGGGUUCUCUCAUGCUUUUAUCAGUAUCCUCUCUUACUUACUAUUGUAUGAUGCUUCUGAUCUAUUCGAGACGAAAGCUUGAAUCCCAUUACAAAGUUAUCAAGAUUUCAUCUUUUGGUGAUUUGGGAUAUGCUGUUUGUGGAUCCAUAGGUAGAUGUACAGUUGAUGCUAUGAUUGUUCUUUCCCAAGCUGGUUUUUGCAUCAGUUACUUGAUUUUUAUAGCUAAUACUUUAGCACACUUGUUCAAUUAUUCAAAUCCCAAAAUCUUGGGUUUGUCACCUAAAAAGGUGUAUAUUUGGAGUUGUUUCCCAUUUCAGUUGGGGUUGAAUUCAAUUCCUACACUCACCCAUUUAGCCCCUUUGAGUAUAUUUGCUGAUGUUGUUGAUUUGGGUGCUAUGGGGGUUGUUAUGGUUGAGGAUGUGUUGAUUUUUCUCAAGAAUAGACCAGUUCUUGAAGCAUUUGGUGGGUUUAGUGUUUUCUUCUAUGGUCUUGGUGUAUCUAUCUAUGCUUUUGAAGGUGUUGGAAUGGUUUUACCUUUGGAAGCAGAGAUGAAAGACAAGGACAAAUUUGGGAAAAUUUUGGGUUUGUCCAUGGUUUUCAUUUCUUUGAUGUAUGGUUCUUUUGGAGUAUUGGGUUAUUUUGCCUUUGGUGAAGAGACCAAAGAUAUAAUCACUACUAAUCUUGGGAGGGGAUUGUUAAGCACCUUAGUGCAGAUUGGACUAUGCAUAAAUCUAUUUUUAUCUUUCCCACUUAUGAUGAACCCUGUUUAUGAAGUGAUGGAAAGAAGAUUUUGUGAAGGAAGAUACUCUUUGUGGCUGAGAUGGAUAAUGGUUUUGGCAGUCACUUUAGUGGCAUUUAAGGUGCCAAAUUUUGCUGAUUUCUUGUCACUAGUUGGGAGCAGUGUGUGCAUUGUUCUUGGCAUUGUGUUGCCUGCUAUGUUUCACUUAAUUGUAUUCAACAAAGAACUAAGCUGGCAUGGUUUGGCUUUUGAUGCUGCACUUGUUUUAAUGGGUGCAGUUCUUUCUGUCUAUGGAACUUACUCUUCCAUGUUGGAGAUUUUUGGAGUCAAAGCUUGAAGAUGGCUGGCUACUUGCUUCACAUUACUAUUUAAUUGAAUCCUUAGACAUAUAUCGCGUACUCUCUGGCUUAGGUUGAGUUCAAGUUACUCCCAAGGACAUAUUUACUUUUGUCACGUCAUUGAGUCAGCAGAGAUGAAUCGUGGGUUCAAUAGAACUCGUUGCAUAUGCAGGAAAAAAUAAUUAUAAAAUGUGUGUGUAUAAUAAGAUCAGACUGAUUCUCCUAUGAGAAUAAGUUUUCCUCAAGUUCCGACCUGCUUGUAUUGAAUUUGAUUGUUCCAUCAGGGAUUCUACUAGUUAUCCAAGAAAAUUUUAGUGAGGGUUAGUAGUAGUCUCUGUAAAUUUCUUGAACCAGUUCCAAGUUCGAACAAAAGACAAGGUUGUGAUAGGCAAUCAACA